AUGAGCAUACGCCAAAAAUGUUUAUUUGAGGCGACCUGCAAGUGCAGAUGUAAGGAUAUAAAUCUUUGCAUAAAACACUAUAAUGAGCAUAUAGAGAGUGAAGCCGGAAGCCAUAUGAAAGAAGAAUUUUUUGAUGAAAUUAAUAUUGAAUCAAAAUCCUUAAUACUCAAUAAGCUAGAUUCUCUUAAAAUAGAAAUUCAAACAUUUCUUGCUAAAGAGAGAACUUUUAUUGCUCAAAAAAGUAAUUCUUGAUCUCUAACUCUUCCCUCAUGAGCGAUAAAAAAAAAUUUUUGGCCCACGAAGGGGUUAAUUUUUUUAUAUAAAUUUUAUAAAAAAAAAUUUUUAAAAACCCCAAUUGGAAAGCAAAUAUAUAAUUAAUUUAUAAAUUUAUGUUUUAAAAUGCAGUUUAUUUAAAAUUAAACAGAAUUAGCCGAGACUUCAUUAUAUUAACUACCACUUUAUAUCAAAAUACUUUUUCAUAGGCAAAUUUUUGCUCACUCAUGGAGGGUGGGUUUCUUGGCAAAAAAUAGGCAUUUUUCUAAUGAUUUUGUCGCUCCAUUAGAGGGUAGUAAGUGAAAUGCAAAUUCUAAUUAAAAGUUCUUCAGAAACAAUUCAAUUGAUAAAUAGUAUCUAUUUAUACAUUUUGAAAACUGAAAAAAUUCAGAAACAGCCAUGCCCAAGUGUUGCUGAUUUUUAUUUAAUUCAAACUCCUGAAGUUACUUCAAAAUAUAUUAAAGUUCUGAAAAUAGAUCUAGAAAAUAGCACCUUAUUGGAUGAAACGAAUGCAAUUAAAAAAAAAUUAGUAAACUUUAAUUUUUUUAGUUUUAGCGAGCAUUAUACAUUUGGCAUCACCAAUACUAACAUCAAAAAUGAAAAGAAUUUAUCCGAUGCUUUUUAUCGAAUGGGAUUUGAAUUUCUAUGCAAUAGAGAAUAUGAAAUGGCAGAAAUGACUUUUUCAAGAUGCAAAUAUAUUUAUGAUUUAGAAAAGACUGAUGAUAAACUUGAUAUUAUUAGGCAGGAACUAUAUUCAUCAAUUUUUCCAUUUCUCAAAGCCAAAGACUAUACACAUUUUGCAAAAGCAGUUAGGAAAGCCAAAGCAUUUUUUAAGGAAAAAGAUAGAGCAGCAUUAUAUUUUGAACUUGCCCAACUAUAUACUGCGAUUUCGCUCCAAAGAAAAGCAAUAAAAUGCUAUAAAAGAGCUAUUAAAAAGAUAGACAAAUCAAAUCCUCACUCCCCCCCAUCCUUGAUCGAACGACUCGCCAUCGUUCGAUCAAGGAUGGGGGUUUAAAAUUUUUUUUGGAAAAAAAAAAUUAUAUAUAAAAUAAAAUAUAUAUAUAUUGGUUUUUAUUUACUUUUAAAUAAGAGGGUUAAGAGUAUUUAAUAAUUAUUUUUCCAGUAAAAAAUUGAAUUAAUUUCAUAAGAAUACCAAUUUUUAAUAUUUUGAUUUAUUAGUUACCCGUUUCAACUGUAUAAAUUUUAAUUUGUUCCUUAUUGAAUUAAAUUUUUUUUUUUUAAUUUUAAAGAAUCUCUAUUUUUUAGAUUAUUGAGUUUUUAAGCCUAGGUUGAUGAAUAAAUCACUUCGAAUUGUUGAUUCCACAGCUUUCUGUCGUCUCAAAGCUCUGAAAACAAUUUCAUUAGAUACAUCUUCCUAGGCUUUUGAUAACUAAUAUAUUUUUAUAUAUAUAAAAAUUUACAUGAUAUGAAAAUCGUUCGAUCAAGGAUGGGGGUUAAUUUCCCCAAUUUUUUUAGGAAUUUUUACAGUCAAUCGUUGGAUCAAGGAUGGGGGGGGAGUCAGAAAUUUUGGCUGUUUUUAAGACUUGGAAUUCUCUUGAAAGAUGUAGGGAAAAGGGAAGAAGCAAUGAAGUUCUAUAAAAUGGGAUUAAAAUUUGGGAAAAAUAUUCAGCAUAAAGAUAUUUUUAAAGCUUAUAAUCUCAUUGCACUGCUGUAUUUAAUAAGCUCAAAUUUUAAAAAAGCAGAGACAUACUUUUGCAUAGCUAAAAGAAUGCUUGAGGCAGCAAAUAGUAAUGGUGAAGAUUAUGCAAUUUUUCUUUUUAGCUAUAGCACCAUGUAUUUACUCCCCUCCUCCGUUAGUGAACCAAAAAAUUUUGUUCGCUCACAGAGGGGUUAAUUUUUUUUUUUAAAAAAAAUUAUGUAUGGAAUUCCAUACAUUUUUUUUUAAAAAAAUUCCGGUUCGUAAAAUUGAGAAGCAAAAAAUUAAUUUAAUUUAUUAAAUUUAUGUUUAAAAAUGCUAGCUGCUUAAAAUAAACAGAAUUAGCUAGAGAUUUCGCUAUAAUAAUUACACUUAUAUAUCAGAAUUUUUUUCAUAAAAAAUUUUUGUUCGCUCACGGAGGGUAAGUUUUUAGGCAAAAAAUAGGGAUUUUUCCAAUGGUUUUGUUCGCUCACGGAGGGGAAGUUAAGGAAAAACCAGAUAUCAGAUGGUUUGGUUUUACUCAAACUGGUAAAACAAAUUUUUAAAAAUAAAAUUGUUGAUGAAGGGAGUCUUGCUGGAAUCUAUAUGAAUAUAAAUUAAUUAAACGAUUAAACUGGCCAUAAGCUAGCAAAUCCAUUAGCCUUCGCCUUUUCUUAGUUGCAAAAUAGCCACCUCCGCGUCCAGUGAGACAAAGAAGCUUUCAUUUUGGAUUUCCAGUCUGAAUUAUCCCUUCAAGAAUUAGCUCCCUGGGCAUAGCAACCGUCUGUAGAGCACUCCGAUGAUCCAAGUAAGGGAAGACCUUGCGGUAGGCAAAAACCUGUCUCGCCCAUCUUGCAGAGCCUGGCAAACCUUGGGUAGAACAAAAAAAAACUUCCCUCUACUGCAGGCUUCCCCAAACCUGAAGGCCUUCUGUUUUCAGUUUCAUCAGCAUGGAUCCUACCCUGAUCUAUAGGGAGUGUUCCUCGAAGUCCAAUUUCCGUCAACGUCAACAUUAUAUUUCUUAUAUCAAUAUAGGAAUUGCUUAUAGAAAAGUUAAAAAUUACAAAAAAGCGCACAAAGCCUUUAGAAAAGCAAGAAAUAUCUACGAAAAAUAUUUGCCACAAAAGCAUCCAGCUAUUGGAGAUGUCUAUCUAAAUAUUGCUAACACAGAAUUGGAUAUAGGAGAUAUUCGAAGAGGAAUUGCUCUACUAAAGCAAUCAGCUGAUAUUUGUAAAAUAUAUAAUAAUUUGGGAAAGCUCGCAGAUGCUUAUUUAAUUUUAGCAGGUGCAUACUACGAUAAACAAGAAUACCCUGAAUCUGAAGAAUAUCUAACGAAAGCUUAUCCGGUUUUUGAGAAGCUUGGGCAAAAUGAAAAAUUAUUUCAAUUUUAUCUUUUUAGAGCCAGAUUUUACAGAACAAUAAGAAAUUAUCAUAAAGCUGAAGAAAAUAUUUCUUAUGCUUCCAAAUUUUUAACUGGAGAAAAGAAGGAUGAAGCUGAUUUUAAUUUCGAGGUUGCUUGCCUGUGUGCUGAUUUAGGAAAUAAUAAUGAAGCUCAUAACAGGUUUAUGAAAUGCAAAGAGUUGAGAGAAAAUAUUUUAAAAGAUGAAGAAGAUUUAAGCACUCUAUAUCUUAUAAUGUCAGUUUUCUACAGAGGGCUUGGGCAUAUGAAUUUAGCUGAAAAUCUUUCAGUUAAUAAUUUAAAUAUAGCCAAAAGAAUUUAUCCUCCCUAUCAUGUAGAGUUAGCAAGGGCAUAUAUGGAAUAUGGCACCUUAUGCUCAAAAUUAAAUAGGGUUGAGGAAGCAGAAAAAUAUUUAAUGGAUGCUUUAACAAUUUUUCAAGGGAAAGACCCUUAUCAUCUUCCAGACCUUGCGACACUUUUUAUGAACAUAGGAAAUUUAAAGAAUCAAAAUCACAAAGUGGAUGAAGCCAAGGCUUAUUAUCAAAAAUGCCAGGAGUUUAAGUACCCGGCGGCGUCUAGGGGUCUUUGCUGGAACAGAUCAACACUUUGUCCUCCCGACAUUAGGCCGAUGGAACAAAAGCCGUAUGGCCAAAACCCAGUAACUAAGUGGCUUUUCUACGGGAUGUACGUGGGCUUCUCGUCCCCACCCUACGGACAAUUGAUUAUAUCGUUAAGUUUAAGCGGCUAGUCUAACUAAUUAAUUAUAACGUUUAACGUCCACUACGGGGUAGACUAUCCCAGACCCGCCACUUGCCUUUCGCCGCAUCGGGCCCACGAGUUGCUGGGCCAACCCGUCUCGAUCACCAAGGUGCGCCUAGGGCAAAUGUCACCGGCUUCGACGGCUUAAGCGGCUAGUCAGUUCCAGAUUCAGAGUCUCUUAUCGGAUCGCUAUUCCUCACUAAUGGACUGCAAUUGGUCUCUUUCUUUACUCUAGUUGUUUACCUAAAGCCCCGUCAGAAUCGCCACACCUGCCAUUUUUAUUUUUAAAUACCAGGAAACUUUGCAAAGAUGUGGGAUGGGCCACACAGUUAAUAUGGGUGACGUAAGUCUCAAUUUAGGGGCUUUAUAUUAUAAUCUUAAGGACUGAAGCUCUGCCGAAUCUCACUGUUUAAAUGCUAUAAAUAUUUAUGAAAAGUUGUUAGAUCCUUAUAGCAAGAAUUUAUUAGCUGUAUACUGAAAUAUUGGAAAUACUUAUUUUAAUAUGAAGAUAAGAGAUAAAGCCAUACAUUUCUACCUAAAAUGCAAGCUCAUUAUUGAAAAAUCAGAACCAAAUGAAUAUCCAGGAAAAAUUUUUAAUGAAUUGCAGAUCAAGCUAAAAAAGCUUGAAUUAGGAUCAAAUAGCAUGUAA
This is a messenger RNA of Blepharisma stoltei, 4716 nucleotides long. The record is from the annotation of a GenBank genome assembly. Lineage: Eukaryota; Ciliophora; Heterotrichea; Heterotrichida; Blepharismidae.